UUUCCUGCGUUGUUUUGUUUUUCCUUCUUAUUCUGUUUGGCUGCCGAGAAAAAUACACCGAAAGAGAAAGUGAAGGAAAAGAGGCUGCUAAAACAUUUGUUGCAUGUUUUUCGAAGCGUAGAGUUUUAUCAAUUAAUUGACUAGUUUAGUACCUGAAAUGAGUGGCUCGGGGAGACAAAAGAAAGGCAAGCGAAAACCGCACUUGAACAAACCCAGCAACAAAAGUGGCUCACCGAGUGUUGAACAUUGUCCUGAAUUAACUCCAGGGCAUUGUGAUUCUGAUACUGGUCCUGAGUUGUGUGGUACGCAAAAUACUAUGGGUAUGCAUGCUAAUUUGAAACCCACUCAAAGUUCAAGUCCUUUUGUAAACAAUCCAAUGUAUUGUAGUGAAGAGGAAUUGGAAAACAUGCUCCUAAACAAACUUGAAAUUAUUUACAAGCAGGCAAUCGCCAAAUUGAUGUCGUUUGGUUAUCCUCGUGAUGUUGUAUGGAAUGCCAUCUUGACAUGUGGAUAUGUGUUUGGUGAUGAGGAUAUACUGACAAAUAUUGUGCAGAAUUCGGUUGAGUAUAUCAAAACUAAAAAAAGUAAGCGCAAUGAAACUCACAAGGAUCGUCCACGAGUUGCUGAAAAUCUAAGGCCGUCAGUUAAAAGUUCACUAGCGGUUAUGAUAUUUACACUUUGCCAAGCUCAGCCAAACUUGAAAAAAAUUGAAGCUAUGAGGUGUCUCCUGAUGACCAAUUUUGACUUGGGCUUUUCCAGCAUUCUGACGGUCAUGGGCAAGCCAACUGAUGGUAAAUUUAAGGUGGAUUUAUCCAAAAGGGCAUCAUCUUCUGGGGUUUGUACAGUACAUGGAGACCAGGAAUUUGCUGAUUGUGAGAAUUCCGUUUCUGGAAACAAGAGGCUCGUAGAGGAAUUUGAAAAGUUUUUGGGUAAAAGUCGUAUUAGGGUGAUGGGUUCCAAUCUAACACCAUCUCAGCAAGCAAGGUUGAAGAAGAGCGUUGCAAAUCUUGCUGUUGCUUUCCAAGCUGAACUGAAGGAAUCUUCUGAGGGAAUACAAGCUGAAAAGAACUUCUUUCUGGGAAAAAUGUCAACUAAACAGUUUGAGUGGGAGGACUCUUGCAUGGACAACCUAAUGUUGGAUGCCAUUGAAAAGUCAGUCUCUGACGAGGAGUCAAAACCUAAUUGUGUUGAUAAAAGAAGUAACAUGAUAUCAAUGUUGGUCCACGAUAUCAAAGAGGCAAAAAAGGAAGUGGAAGAGCGGAAGGAAUGGGCUAAAAAGAAAGUGGUGGAAGCUGCUAAGAAGCUCAGCCAUGACCUUUUAGAGCUGAAAGCCUUGAGAAUGCAGAAGAGAAAACAGAAGUGCGAGUCUGAGUGUGACAUGAUAGAACAAGAGGAAAGGAUGAUGCUUCGGCUCAUGGAGCUGGAGAAUGCCAUGGAUCAGACUACUUGUCAAUAUGAUAUGCUGAAUAAAGCUUCCUAUGAUAUGGAGAAUGUCAAUGCAGAGAUAAGGGCGGAAAUUGAGGCAUACAAGUUGAGAACUUCUGAGACAGAUGAAAAGAUUGCUAAAGUUGCAAGUAAAGAAAAGAAGUCCGUAAAGAAGGCGAUAUCUUUAGAGAAACACAAUAGUAGAUUAUUGGAAGAGAUUGAGCAGGAGAGAAAGAAGUCUCUGCAGCUACAACAACAAAUGGCCGACCUCCAAGCAGCGCAAGAGCAAAUAGAGGUGAUAUGGAGACAAGAAGUUAAGGCUAAAGAACUAGCUUUAAACCAGUUGCAAGAAGAAUGGAAACUAAAGGAAGAAACUGACGUCAGAAUAAAAAGAAGGCAUCAGGCACUUCACCAAAAGAUGGAGACCGAACGUCUGAAAUAUAAAGAUGAAAUACGACAACUCGAGCAAGAAAUAGCCCAGCUUCAGAUGUCUUCAGGAGCUAGUAAUGAUCUAUAUCACCUCCCAGAUUACUUGUUCUCAUGGGAUUCGGAAGUCUUGGAAAUCAAUGCACGCACCUUCCAGAAUCAAUUUCGUGGUUCAAGUGAGCAAACGGGUUUUUCUGAAAAUGAAGUAAUUUAUGAUCGAAUGUGCAUGAUCUGUAUGGAGAAAGAAGUUUCUGUUCUCUUACUGCCAUGUGCGCAUCAAGUUAUUUGUGCUAGUUGCAGUAGUGAUUACUAUUACCAAUUGGAAGCUAGGUGUCCAUGUUGCGAGGGGCCGAUUGAUGAGAGAAUCCAUGUAUAUGGAGGGAGAUCCUAAAUUCUGAUUAAGAUCUUCAACUGGUCUCACAAAUGAAGCCUUUGUCGAGGAAUCACCGGGGUUCGAUGUCGAUCAAUUGCCCUACACCAGACUUCUCAACAUGACAUGCUGGAACCAGAUAAUCAAUGAUUACUAACCAAAAAAAAUAGAAACACACAUUUCUCGGGUAUUUCCAAGGUCUAGGUGCAUUAUCUCCUAUCUUUUGAAUAUAUUCCAACCUCUAUACAUGUAUUACUUCUCUUGCCCGUAAAGUUCAACAGUGACUGCAACUAGAAAGAUCUUACCGUUUCUUUUGGUAUCUUUUCUUCCCAGAAGUACAUGUAUUAGUUAUAUGCGAUAGUUGAGGAAGAAGUUUAUCCAUUACAACUUACAGGGCCGCACAAUUGUUCUAAAGAACAAUCUGAAUUUUCGCGACUAUAGUUGCGUUCAAUAUU
This is a messenger RNA of Morus notabilis, 2676 nucleotides long. Its product is annotated as MND1-interacting protein 1. Lineage: Eukaryota; Viridiplantae; Streptophyta; Magnoliopsida; Rosales; Moraceae. The transcript has 4 exons. The record is from RefSeq and is a predicted model, not a curated record. The coding region runs from base 158 to 2242 and encodes 694 amino acids.